Messenger RNA from Haliotis rubra (blacklip abalone), 5007 nucleotides. Its product is annotated as tetratricopeptide repeat protein 16-like. Gene Ontology annotation, molecular function: protein binding. NCBI's taxonomy places the organism in Eukaryota, Metazoa, Mollusca, Gastropoda, Lepetellida, Haliotidae. The record is from RefSeq and is a predicted model, not a curated record.
CAUGGAAAUAUGUAAACAACAAGGCGUCAAGACGGAACUGUAUCGUGACUUCUGAACUUGUUCAACCAUGUAGCAAUCGUAUGGAAAUAAUGAAAAAAUAAAGUGAGAGGAAUGGAAGUCUCAGGAGGCGAGAGUGUUCAUCAUCAGAGGCACGCUUGAAGAUGUCGACCACCAAGAAACCUGGUGAAUUAGAGAAGGUGGCCCCAGGGUCUGGCUUCCCAAGUAAGAGCACUCAUGAGAAGUCGGAAUCAGGUGGCGGGGAAAUGCAGCCUUACGUACACGAACCCAAAAAUGUCAAUGUCCACCAGUUCUACCCGAUAUUGGAGCACACCUUCACGAAGACUGCGAGCAAGUUUGCUGAGGAACAGCAGCAUCAGAUGGAAGUUGCUAUUAAACAGUUCGUGGAGGAGGAGGACGAGGACAGGGGAGGCCUGAGGGCUAUCACAAGUGGCGGGGAUGAUGGGGAUGGUGCUGAUGGAGGGGAGCUCCAGGCUGAUGCCAACAACUGUGCUGAAAAUGAUCCCCAGCUGUUCCGUGCUAUUUGGGGCAAGAAGCCGGAGCACCAGCCAGAGCCAGGUGUGUUCUCCACGGCGGUGGAUGAGGAGACACUGGAGGCAGCCAUGGCCAGGAACAAAAGUAUCUACACCACAGAAGAGUGGGAGACAGAGUCCAAACCCGCCAUGCCCAGUGCCGGACAAAUCAUCACUGAUAGGGUCAUUGAACACAUUGACAUGGCCGAGGAGUUGAAGAAGUCUGGGAAGUAUGUGGCUGCCAUCAAGUGUCUGACCAGGGCGAUUGGCCUGAAGACCGAUGACCCACUGUUGUACAUGGAGCGAGGCGAGUGCUACGUCCAGCUGUGCGACUUCCAGUCUGCUGUGCUCAACUACAAGAAAGCGUGUCUCCUGGGACCAAGCAAUGAGGUGUUCUAUAUUCGGCUGGCGUUCCUCUACUAUUUCCAGGGUCAGAUGUUGUUUGACCAGCACCUGUACGCCGAGGCCCUUGAGUCCUUCUCCAGGGCGGCCGAGAUGAAGCCUGACAACAUCAGCUACCACAUCAGAAGUAUCUCGUGUCUGGCAGCGCUACAGCGGCAUGGGGAAUGUCUGGCUUUGGUCAACAAACGGCUGGAGAUAGACAACACCAACGCAGAUCUCUACAUCAUGAGGGCCAGGCUGCACGAGAUGUUCAGAAAUACAACAUUGUGUUACUAUGAUGUGAAAGAUGCCCUGGCCCUGGACGGAGAGCAUUCUGAAGCCCAGAUGAUGAUGGCGGCAUUGGAACGUCGAGCAGACGACAACAAGAAACAAGCCAUGCAUCUGAACGUGCUCAGCAAACACAGAGAGGCUCUGCAAAAGAUUUCCAUCGCCAUAGAAACAAACCCCUCAAUUGCAGGCUACCAUGUUCUGAGAGGAGCCCUGCACAGAAAGCUUCAUGACUUCAACGCGGCGAUAGAUGACUUCCUGUUGGCUCUGGACAAGUGUGAUCAUGAUGAAAGCAAUCCAGUGUAUGCCGACUCACAGCGACAGCUGCUGUUGACGUACAACGACUUUGCUGUGGAGUGCUUCUCCAAGUGUUUCUAUGAUGAGGCCAUCAUUCUGCUAAACAAGGCCAUCAAGGGAGAGAAGCAUGAAAAGGGACUCUACAUCAACAGGGGAGACUGUUUCUUCAAGCAGAACGAGUUGAACUUUGCCCUCCAGGACUAUCACCAAGCCAUGGAACUGGAUGCUGGUGACCAGGCAACCAAGUCACGUAUUGCUGUCAUACACAACGAGUUUGGGGUCGGCGCCUACCAGGAUAAAAACUAUGCUGAAUCGGAGGUGAAAUUCACGAUGGCUAUCCAGUACAACCCCCAUGUCGGUCAGUACUACAUUGCUCGGGCACGCUCCAGGUACAUGCUGGAGAACUCGACUGGAGCCCGCCAGGAUCUCAUCCUAGGCCUUCUGCUCGACCCCACCAAUGAGGACGUAAUCUCCAUUCUGUCUCGCCUCUUCCCAGGCAAGUCUGUGGCUCACGUCGUAAACAGCCCAGUUGCUGAUGCUGCCCGCCAAACUUUGGAAAAUCUCGUGGCCACAGCUUCACCCAUUAAACUCCAGCCACUGGACAGGUUGGUGGGUGGCAAGGCACUGGGUCACGAUGACUCCAGGCCAGACACAGGGGAGGAACGAGGGUUGUCUCCCCCUGACAUCCAGGUCUGGCGGCCAGGAGGUGGAAUCCCAGCCCUGGCACUGUGUAUUGAGGAGAGAGACUUCAACUUGAAGUUUGCCCACAAGAAGAAGAAGGCAAACACACGAGUGAAAGAUGCAAUGUUCAACCGGAAGACCCUCAAGUACAAUGGCCCCCGCAUGGCCCCAAUGCCUCCUCCCUCCACCCAGCCCCGCUAUGGCAGUCUCUCUAUGAGGAAGCAUCAUGUAGUCACACCGGAACUCGGUCAACAGAAGGGGUACUCGUGGCGGACAUUUAGUCUGGGUGUUGGAACCCAGAUCUGAUGUUACAAUAAUGGAUAUGUGCCUUCAUCAUCAAAACCAAUUUCUGUGUGAUUUUAUGAGGGGUCUUGUUACAACUGUUGAAAGAAUCUGACAAAAACAUUUUUGGUAAAGAUGUUAUUUUGAUGCCCCAUGUUCCUUCUAGCCUAAAUUUGGAAACCUUGAAAAUUGUUGAACUACAUAUGAAGUAACAAAACUGGCCAAAAAAGGAAUGAUGUUUUGUUGUUUCUGAAAUAUUUACACUUUAAAUACAAUAGAAUCAUUUGUUUUGUUGUGACAUGAUUCUGAAUCCUCAAUCAGUGUUUUUCGAGUGAGAUGAGUUACAGUGGUUUCAGCUGCUGCAUCUUCCUUAGAUACCAUCCUCAGCAUCAUGGGGUGUAAUCACAGAGAUUCACAUGUUGAUGGUUCAGUGGGAUUUUUUACUCUGUUUUACUGUUGAUUAUUGAUCAUAUGCAAAAUAUGAACUGUGCAUUGAGUAAUGUCUGUCUGCAGAAAUAUACAAUCAGUACACCACAAAUAUACAACCAGUACACCACAAGUAGAACACCAAUGCAUGACACAAGUACAUCACAGAUACACGAGUACACCAAAGCACCACCAUUACAACACCAAUGUACAGCACCAACAGAACGCCAUUCUUUGUGGAUCACAAACAAGGUACAUACUAGUAGUGUUCAUGCUGAUGUUGAAGGUUCUAGGGUUUUACGAGUUAUAUAAAUACUUGUAUUAUUUGUCAACAGUUUUGACAGCAAAACUUUCUGAUCAACAACAAGAAGUCCCUAUAUGCUGUACUUCUGCCAUGUUGAACAGCUCUUGCCAAAAUAAUCCAUUCAGCAUUCAGAACACAGAUUAAUUUACACAAACAGUAUUAAACUUCCAAAUGGUAAAUAUUAGCUGAAUUUUUCAUAUCAUAUUAAGAAUUCUGCAGUUGUUGCUUUUUUAUAGUCACCUUGGCUUCCAUGUUAAAGCUUUACAGUUGUCUUGUGGCUGGAGAAUCGUGCCCUGUAGGAUCUGUAUACAUGGUGUUGAUUGUCAUAGGUGUGUGUUUUGUUAUACAUCAUUGGUUAUAAGGACCUCAUAGUUGUUUCUUUAUCAUAAAUCCAACAUUGCCAAACUGUGAAGAUUUGUAUUGCUCAAUUUGGGUGAAAUAAGAGAGCAGACUUAAUGGAUUGGGGUUGUCAGUUGGUGACGGGAGAGCAGAAAAUUAUGUUAUCUUCUCCCUGGUCUAUCUCAUACUACAUCCCAAUCUAAUGCACAUGAUCCCCCCUUUUGGGACUUCUGUGCAUCAGAUGCACCGCUGCACAGCUGAUACGAACUCAUUCCAAUUGCAUAGAUCGAUGCUCAUGCUGUUGAUCACUGAAUUAUCUGGUCCAGACUUGAUUAACUACAGGCUGCUAAACUGUCCAAUAUUCCACCCCCUCCUGAAAUGUAUCCUAUCCCCAAUCUGCAGCAUCAUGUGUUACCUCAAUACUGUGAUAUUACUGUGAGUAUACCACUCAAUAUGGAUGAAGGUGUCCAACUGCACAUCUUUUCAGUAAUUGUAAAUAGUAGAACAUAUGUUCAUAUCAGCAGUAGAGUAGUACAUAAAUAAUGUAUGUAGACAUUCAUACUAGGGCUGCUACAAUUCACUUGUGUAUUCAGUGAUUUGAACAAUAUUCCUUCAUGAAUUUAAUUAAUUAAUUACAUUAUUUACAACCACUUGAAUCAAACGUUCAUGAUCUGUUUAAAGAGUCUUUUUCACUUGAAUCGGUUAUUUAUCACAGUGAGACAUGCAAUAUGUCCGAGGCAGGCAGGAUAAUAGUCACCACUCAUAUGUAAAAAAAAAUUGAUUUGAUGGCUGUGUUGUCACUGUUGUGACAUAUUAACACUGUCAUCAUGGUCAAAACAUGUCAAAUAAUGUAUUUUGUUAUCAUUUGACUGAAUGUGUAAUGGUAUUCGGGAGAAAUAUUUGUAUUUGUGACCCUAUAUUUGUGAAAUGUAUUGUAGUUGCCACAUAGUGGACUCAUUGCAGCCCUAGUGUAUGUUCCAGAGAAGAAUAGAGCGGUAGGGUAGCCAAGUGGUUAAAGCAUUCGCUCGUCACGCCGAAAACCCAGGUUCGAUUCCCCACAUGGGUACAAUGUGUGAAGCUCAUUUCUGGUGUCCACCAUCGUGAUAUUGCUGGAAUAUUGCUAAAAGCAGCGUAAAACUAUACUCACAUACUCACUCCACAGUAGAAUGACUGGGACAGUGUCCAGGUUGUGGACAUAUAGGGUGUACCUGGUUUAUUCAUGUUUGUUUUGUUUCAUAACUGACAAGUAUCGUUUUGGUUAUCCUGACAUUCAGGUGAUCUUGUAUACACUGCUUAAGUUAGAUAUGUAAAAUUUGGCGUGCAUGAUUGUACACCAGAGUUUAUAUUUAUUAUUUAUUAUGGUAUAUUCAUCAAAUCUUGUUACACUAUAAGCCAAAUAUGACAUCACAAUUGCACUGUCGAUGUUUGAAAUUUAUGUGAUUGAGCUGUGUGAUUGAAUAAAGACAUUUCAAAUUGUUA